GAAUUCGGAAGUGGUGGGACCCCUGCUUGACUCUGGCAUGCCAAGGGUUAAUCCAAGAUGGCUGGGUUUACGGGUUCAUGCUUUCUAUGUUUUAAAAUGAAGGUGUCACGUAUCGCAUGGUUAUUAUGUAAAAGAACCGAGGUGAGGAGGCAUACAGUAUGUAGAACAUUCAUCAGUGGAUCCACCACCCUACAACAACAGCUAUCAAGCGCGAGGGGUAGUAUUUGUAGGUAUUCAACUGAAUCUUCAAUCAAUGGUUGUACGGCCCUGUUGUACAGAAACCACGGCGACCCGUCUCAAGUUGUUCAGUUGGAGAGCAUGGAGCUUCCCUCUGUUGGUGCUAAGAGUGUCCUUGUAAAAUUGUUGGCAGCCCCCAUCAACCCUUCUGACAUAAACAUGAUCCAAGGUUCCUAUGCCAUCCUACCUGACCUUCCAGCAGUAGGAGGAAACGAGGGGGUGGGCCAGAUCCUGGAAGUGGGCAGCCAGGUGAAAGCACUCAGACCAGGGGACUGGGUGAUCCCAAGAGAUGCUGGAUUAGGGACGUGGAGGACAGCAGCGGUUUUAGCUGAAAACGAUGUGAUCUCUCUGCCCAAUGACAUCCCCCUGUUCUCUGCAGCCACACUGGGCGUUAACCCCUGCACUGCCUUUAGGAUGCUCUCUGACUUUGAGGAGCUGAAACCAGGUGACACAGUGAUCCAGAAUGCAGCCAACAGUGGUGUGGGUCAGGCUGUCAUACAGAUCGCUGCUGCAAGGGGGAUCCAAACCAUCAACGUGGUCAGAGACCGGCCAGACCUCACACAGCUUAUUGACAGGCUGAAGGCUAUGGGCGCCAGUCAUGUGAUCAAAGAGGAGACCCUGAGGCGGCAUGAAAUGAAGGAACUUUUCAAGACCUGUCGAAGGCCUAAGCUGGCACUGAACGGAGUUGGGGGAAAGAGUGCAACAGAACUUCUCCGUCACUUACAAGUUGGAGGGUCGAUGGUGACGUAUGGAGGGAUGGCCAAGCAGCCAGUCACUGUUCCUGUGAGUGCCCUGAUUUUCAAAAAUGUGACAGUCAAAGGGUUCUGGGUCACCCAGUGGAAGAGAACCCACUCUCAGGAUGAGGGGGCCUUACGGGGAAUGCUGGAUGAGCUCUGCUCUCUGAUCCGCCAGGGAAAGCUGACCGCACCUGCCUGUUCUGAGGUAGGCCUCCAAGACUUCCGGAAAGCACUGGACACUGCCAUGCAGCCGUUCACCUCAGCCAAACAGGUCCUGGUCUUGUGACCCCUCUUUUGACCAGCCCCAGCCUUUCUCAGGGUCAUGUUCAUUAGGUACCAAAUGGAAGAAAACGGACAGAAACAGGAAGGAACUACCUGGACUUGUCCAAUAAGAAACAUUGUUUUGCACUGGGUGCCCAAUUGAACACGACCCUGCAUACAAAACGAAGUCCCGGGCACGUUCAACGGGUGCAGCCCCAAGACUGCUGCUUCAUCAUUGUCGGAAAUGCGUUGCUCAAGCACACGUUCAAUAAAUGUGUAUUUUCCGUAGUGUC
Oncorhynchus mykiss (rainbow trout) is the source of this 1528-nucleotide messenger RNA. It is a transcript of the gene mecr, whose product is annotated as mitochondrial trans-2-enoyl-CoA reductase. Gene Ontology annotation, molecular function: oxidoreductase activity. The record is from RefSeq and is a predicted model, not a curated record. NCBI's taxonomy places the organism in Eukaryota, Metazoa, Chordata, Actinopteri, Salmoniformes, Salmonidae. Gene Ontology annotation, cellular component: mitochondrion. Gene Ontology annotation, biological process: fatty acid metabolic process.